This is a messenger RNA of Trifolium pratense (red clover), 835 nucleotides long. RefSeq names its product zinc finger protein SHOOT GRAVITROPISM 5. Gene Ontology annotation, cellular component: nucleus. The coding region runs from base 64 to 504 and encodes 146 amino acids. The transcript has a single exon. NCBI's taxonomy places the organism in Eukaryota, Viridiplantae, Streptophyta, Magnoliopsida, Fabales, Fabaceae. Gene Ontology annotation, biological process: gravitropism. The record is from RefSeq and is a predicted model, not a curated record.
UCAAUUUCAUUACACAAUUUCUCUCUCAAUUUUCCUUCUUCUACAUUUCCAUUUCUCUCUCAAAUGGAAAAUCACCUAAACAGAGAACUCGAUCUUCUCCCACCACCGCGCACCGAUUCAUCCCUCCUCCGUCUCCGAUCAUCCUCAUCUUCAAAAUCCGAACGCGGCGGUCCAUCACUGGACCUACAGCUCUCAAUCAGCGUCGGUCCACCAUCGAUGCUGAUGUGCGACGGCGUAGAAUCUCUAAAAUGGGAAGCAUCAGAGCAAAUCCGUCUCGCGGCGAUGGAAAAGGCGUACGCGGAGAGAGUAAGGGAGUUAACAAGAAGAGAGAUGGAAAUGGCGCAAUCAGAGUUCGCACGUGCGAGACAAAUGUGGGAGCGUGCGAGAGAAGAAGUUGAAAGAGCUGAAAGGAUCAAAGAAAGAGCAACAAGACAGGUUGAUUCGAGUUGUAUGGAAAUUACCUGUCAUUCUUGUAGGCAGAGAUUCAGACCUGCUUCUGCUUGAAUUGAAUUCAUCUUUCUAUGAUCUCUAACAUAUCUUUGAUUAAAAUUAAAAAACAAUAAUUACUCGAUUAGUUAAUUAAUAUUUUAAUUAAUUAACAUGUUUUUCUUGAACUAUAUGGUUUAUGUUAAAUUAGUUAAUUAAUCGGGGAAUUGAGUUUGUUAGUUAUUUAUAAGAAGUUCCGUGUUGUAUAUGUAAACGUUUCACCUGAAUUUGGUUCAUGGUGUUUUGUUUGUGACUGUUUCUUUUUUUCAUUUUUGUUAAUGAUCUAUGGAUAGGUUAAAAUUUCCAGAAUUGAAGAUGUGGUAGUAGUACCUGAUCAAUCUCUACAUCA